Molecule: messenger RNA, 3161 nt
Organism: Linum tenue
Lineage: Eukaryota; Viridiplantae; Streptophyta; Magnoliopsida; Malpighiales; Linaceae
Source: the annotation of a GenBank genome assembly
GCAAUUGACCUUAUUAAUCAAAGCUGACAUAGGGAGAAAAGGCUCUCUCCUUGUAUUAGCUAGUCUACUCACCACCACCAACAACAUAUUUAGUAAAACUAACCAUCAUUUCCCCUUUCACUAAUAUACAUCACAUAAACAAAACACCCCUUUUUCCUUCCAACUUUUUUCUCAGAUAUUGGUGUCCCAUAGAAUCUGUUCUAAAACUGAAGUUGCUUUUUUUCUUGGCAGCCAUUGGAAGAGAAACAGGAUAUACCAACUUUUUGGGUUUUUUGAGGAUUCUGGAUUCAGCUAGAAAAGAUGAAAUCCUGGGUUGUGAUCAUAUUAUUGAGUAUGUUACUUGUUGGAGAUGCUGUGGUAGAGGGGAAGCCGCGGCGGAUUGUCUUGGAUACUGAUAUGGACACUGAUGAUUUCUUUGCUCUUCUGUACCUCUUGAAGCUUAACCAAUCAGAUUUUGCAGUUGAGGCAGUGACCAUCAGUGCAAAUGCCUGGAGUAAUGCAGGACAUGCAGUGAACCAAGUAUAUGAUAUUCUGUACAUGAUGGAUCGCGAUGAUGUCCAUGUCGGUGUUGGAGGGGAAGGUGGUGUUCUUGAUGAUGGCACCAUACUCACCAAUGUAGGUGGAUACCUUCCAUUGAUUGAGCAGGGGAUGACAACAGCAGGAAGCUGCAGAUACAGACAGGCGAUUCCAGUUGGUGGGGGAGGGAGGUUGGACAGGGAUUCUAACAUGGGUCUCAGGAGAGCAUUCCUUCCCCAGGGAAUUAGGAGGUAUGUCCCUCUUCGACAGCCUACAUCGCAGCAAGUGCUUAUAGAGAAAGCAUCUGCAGGUCCCAUAACCAUACUCAUGAUAGGUUCUCCAACAAAUAUAGCCAUUUUCUUGAUGAACAAUCCACAUUUGAGGAAGAACAUUGAACAUAUUUACAUCAUGGGAGGUGGUGUGAGGUCAAGAAACCCUGCUGGCUGCUGUCCUCUGAAUGCCACUGUUUCUUGCCAGCCAAAGCAGUGUGGUGACCCUGGGAAUCUGUUUUCUUCCUAUGAGAGCAACCCUUAUGCUGAAUUUAACAUAUUUGCAGACCCUUUUUCUGCAUACCAGGUUAUUCAUUCAGGAAUUCCAGUCACUCUAGUGCCCUUGGAUGCAACAAAUACCAUUCCGACAGAUCCGGAGUUCUUUGAAGUGUUUGAACAGAAACAGGCGACAUAUGAGGCACAAUACUGCUACAAAUCCUUGAAAAUGGCCCGGGACACUUGGUUGGAUAACCAAUUCUACUCAAGCUACUACAUGUGGGACUCUUUCACAUCUGGUGUGGCAGCUUCCAUCAUGCUGCAAAAUCCACAUAACAGCAAAAAUGGAGAGAAUCAGUUUUCAGAGAUGGAGUACAUCAACAUCACUGUGGUGACCUCAAAUCAACCUUAUGGGAUCAAUGAUGGCUCUAAUCCAGCCUUUGAUGGCCGUCGUGUUCCCAAAUUUGGUCUGGAGAAAGGUGGGAUUCAUAGUGGACAUGUCCAGACAAGCCCUAGAGAUCCAUUCUGCAUAGUGAAGAAUGGCAAAGGCAAAUGCCAGGAUGGCUACACAAAGGAGACAGCAGGUCCAGAUUCAGUACAAGUUCUUGUUGCCACAAGAGCAAAGGCUAGUGCAGAACCUAAUAGCCAGCUGAAGAAAGCAUUUUUCAAGAGCUUCUUAGAUGUUCUGAAUCACCCUCAUCAGUCUGGGAAGUUCAAUUUCACAAACCAAUUUCCUUACUACAGAGAAGUUCUUCACAAACCAGACUUUGGGACUAAGAGACUAGGGAAACCUGUUGUGUUUGACAUGGAUAUGAGCCCUGGAGAUUUCCUGUCCCUUCUUUAUCUCCUUAAAGUUCCUGUAGAAGUGAUCAACAUAAAGGCUAUCAUAGUAAGCCCGACUGGGUGGGCAAAUGCUGCGACGAUAGAUGUUGUUUAUGACUUGCUCCACAUGAUGGGCCGCGAUGACAUCCCUGUAGGGCUUGGAGAAGUGAUUGGAACAAACCAGUCUAAUCCAAAGUUCCCUGAUUCAGUUGGAGGCUGCAAGUAUUCCAAGGCCAUCCCUCAAGGUAGUGGUGGAUUUCUUGAUUCUGACACAUUAUACGGUCUAGCUCGAGACUUGCCUCGAAGCCCCAGGAGGUACACCGCAGAAAACUCUGUAGCAUUUGGAGCCCCUCGAGACACUGAUCACCCCAAGCUCAGGCAGCCCCGAGCAAAUGAAGUAUGGGAAUCAGUGAUGAAGUCAUUGGAAUCUGCAGGAUCCAAAAUCACAUUGCUGACAAAUGGACCUUUAACUAAUCUAGCUAAGAUUAUUCUGUCCAAGGACUAUAAAAGCUCUAUGAUACAGGAAGUUUAUGUGGUAGGAGGACACCUCAGCAAUGGAUGUUUUGAUAAGGGUAACCUCUUAAACAAGCAUCCAAACGAUUAUGCAGAGAUGAACAUGUUUCUUGAUCCGUUUGCUGCAAAAACUGUCUUUGAAUCAUCACUCAACAUUACACUAAUUCCCCUUGAAGCUCAACGUGAAGUCAGUUCCUUCUCUAAACUCGUACAAAAGCUCAGGUUGACAAAUAAUACUCCUGAGGCAUUGUUUACCAACCGCUUGAUCUCGAUGCUUAAUCGCCUGCAACAUAUUCAUAACAGAUAUCAACACAUGGACAUAUUCCUGGGAGAAAUUCUAGGUGCAGUAGUUUUGGCUGGUGACCAUUCUGUAGUGAAGCCUGUGCUACAAGUCAAACCCAUCAAGGUCCUUGCUGGAGGUGAUGAAUCCACCGAUGGCCAAAUCGUGAUCGAUGAGAAGCAAGGGAAAUCAGUCAGAGCAUUGAAAUCUAUAGACCCAGAUGCAUAUUACGAAGCAUUCGCAAAUCAACUAGGGGAAAAGGAGCAAUCUGCUGUUAUAGGAAGCUUUGAGGAGCAGAAAAGAAUCUGGAACACACCACCAAAAUAACACCAAGAAUCUGCACCAGACUAAUUGACACGGAAAAGUUUUAGUUUUUAUUAAUACUUGCCUAUUAGAAGGAGAUAUAGGAAAAUGGAUACUCAAAGCAAAAACAGAAUACAGUUCAUAUAGAAAGGUCAUAUACAGACAGUGUUCUAUCUACUCUAAUAAAGCAGUGUCUAAUCAGAAUGGUAGGUUGUAAAAGUUGAUAUUUGAGAGUAUAGCUU